GUUAAAGGGGUCAGCAAUGCACUGUAUGACGGGAUCUCUCUGUCGGGAAAUGUGGAGGAAUUCAGGGACACUUUUAACAUCUUGCUGGUGGGGUUGGAGGGCAGCAGUAAAAGCAGCAUCCUGGAAAUCUCCAGCUCGGUCACUGCCACUGCCCUGGAGAAGUUCUGAGAUGUUGUUGGCGCCGUUCACUCGGUGGAUGUGGAUCUUGCUGGGGAAGAGCAGUGUCCUGUUGCUUCUGGAGGUCUCUCUGCAAGGGAGAGCUUUACCUCCCAUACGGUAUUCACACGCGGGGAUAUGCCCAAAUGACAUGAACCCCAACCUGUGGGUAGAUGCGCAGAGCACUUGCAAGAGGGAGUGCGAAGCUGACCUGGAAUGCGAGACCUUUGAGAAGUGCUGUCCCAAUGUCUGCGGGACAAAGAGCUGUGUGGCAGCUCGGUACAUGGACGUCAAGGGGAAGAAAGGCCCAGUGGGAAUGCCCAAAGAGGCAACCUGUGACCGUUUCAUGUGCAUCCAGCAAGGCUCAGAGUGUGACAUCUGGGACGGGCAGCCCGUGUGCAAGUGCAAGGACAGGUGUGAGAAGGAACCGAGCUUCACCUGUGCCUCCGACGGGCUCACCUACUACAACAAGUGCUACAUGGAUGCAGAAGCUUGCAUCAAGGGCAUCACGUUGAACGUAGUCACCUGUCGAUACCACCUUACCUGGCCAAACACCAGCCCUAUUCCCCCAGAAACAACGGCUCGCCCUACUACCGCCUAUUCCGAGACAACGAUUGUCGAUAUCCUGCCGCCGGCUCUCGUGAACAACCCCGUCCAUCAGUCAGUCUACGUGGGAGAGACCGUCAGUUUCCUCUGCGACGUUACAGGGAGGCCCAAGCCAGAAAUCACAUGGGAGAAGCAGGUUGAUGGGAAAGAAAAAGUCAUUAUGAAGCCAAAUCACGUCAGAGGGAACGUUGUGGUCACCAACAUUGCCCAGCUGGUCAUCUACAACACCCAGCUUCAAGAUGCAGGCAUCUACACCUGCACGGCCAAAAACAGCGGUGGCCUUCUCAGGGCUGAUUUCCCUUUGUCAGUCAUCAAAGGAGAACCCACAUCCAAAGAAGCUUCCCAGAACAAAACACACUUUCCAACUGAUGAGUGCCUGAAGCAACCAGACAGCGAAGACUGUGGAGAAGAGCAGACCAGGUGGUACUAUGAUGCAAAGAAAAACAACUGCUUUACUUUCAUUUAUGGGAACUGUAACAGCAACCUCAACCACUUUGAGACCUAUGAGAACUGUAUGUUAACAUGCAUGAAUGGCCCAAUCAACAUUUGCAAUCUGCCAGCCCUCCAAGGCCACUGCAAAGCCUACGAGCCCAGGUGGGCCUAUAACAGCCUGACAAAGCAGUGCCAGUCCUUCAUUUACGGCGGGUGCGGAGGUAACGAGAACAACUUUGAGAGCCGGGAGGCCUGUGAAGAGAUGUGCCCUUUCCCGAAGAACACACACUGCAAAGCUUGCAAGCCACGCCAGAAACUGGUGACCAGCUUCUGCAAAAGCGACUUUGUUAUCCUGGGCCGCAUAACAGAACUGACCGAAGAUCAAGACUCAGGACAUGCCCUGGUGACAGUGGAGGAGAUUCUCAAAGAUGAAAAAAUGGGAUUAAAAUUCCUGGGGAAGGAACCACUAGAAAUCACGCUUUUGAACAUGGACUGGAGCUGCCCAUGUCCCAACAUGACCACAGUGGAUGGCCAGCUCAUCAUCAUGGGAGAUGUCCACAAUGGCAUGGCUGUCCUACAGCCAGACAGCUUUGUGGGGACCUCCAGCAUCCGGCGCGUACGGAAACUCCGCGAAGUCAUCCACAAGAAAACCUGUGAGCUUUUGAAAGAGUUCUUAGGAUUACAUUAACCUCCUGCACACGUGUCAGCCUCCCAGACCUGUGUGUUAUGUAGGGCUAACAAGAGCUAGGCUAGUGCACAAACUAAACGAGCUGUUUGAAGAUACAGUGUAGAAAUUAUGCAGAACCCUUAUUUUAAUCCAUUAAUGAUGCUUAGCAACAAUGUAGUAUGGUCUUUGGCAAGCACGUAAGACAGCAGCAAAAGGCUAUUAAUCUUGCAUUGAAAUCAAUUUGUCCAUAUAGGAAUGCCAUUUAACUAGAUGAGUCACUGCAGUAAUUAUACAAUUUUUAUAUAGCUUCCAUCAUAAAUGACGGAAUUCAUAGCAUUUGUGUAGCUAAUUGGUACACAGCUAAGUAAUAUAUAAUGUCAACUUAAUCUGUCUCAUUUACAGUAUGGAAAUGUUAUGGUAAGUCAUUAUAAGUAAGUCACACUCUUGUCUCCUCAUAGCAGCACUAAUAUAUUUCACAAGAAAAGCCUGUAAAUUAUUGUCUGUAUUUACAAUUGCACACACUUAACCAAUCUAUGUGUUAUGAAUUUGCUUAUUUUAAUUCCUAGCAGUUUCCUUUGGAUUGUACCUCGUUUUUUGAAUGGCAACUACUACCUGCUGGCAAUCUUUACCUGAGAAAAUUCCCACUGAAGAACUCCCUUGAUCCUAAACUCAGGACAACAGGUCCAUGUAAAACCCCAAGACACACUCUGACCCUUGAAAUUACUUUUGUUUUUGUCAUAAAAACAAUGUCAGCAAACAUCCUUAUUCUGUUGCACUUUCCUAUUUUUGUUUUAAUCAAUAUAUUGUCUGUCUGUCACACAAAGUGCAAGGCAGGAGGAUGGCUGUGUGCUGCCAGCUGUUUUGCUUUUGAAAAUCCUUUACAUCUGAGCACAUGCAGUGAUUUAUUGCUUAAUUUCAUCAGAAAGCCUGUUUUUAUAGGCCAGAAAGUAAAAUAAAAGCAGUAAAAAUGAAAUCCAAAAUAGAAAAGUGCAAUUCACAGUCUGCAGACUUUACACACAUACACAGACACAAAGCCGGUGAAGAACAAAUGCACGGCCACAAACAGACACAGUGGACAGUUUAAAAAUAUUUAUCAAUUAGAGCCUUUUAGGGCAUGCUUUCAAACGAUGGAAAACAUUUUGUGCUAGGCCACUGUAUAUAUGUGCAUGAAUAAAAAUCCCAAGAAAGACAGUGUGGGCUGUGGGUGUGAGCUUGCAUAUACACAUUUUAACAUUUGUGUGUCCAAAAAUGUAACAUUUGCCUAUGUAAAAAAUCCUUAAAUAAAGAAAAGAUUGAUCCUGGAAAAA
Oxyura jamaicensis (ruddy duck) is the source of this 3168-nucleotide messenger RNA. RefSeq names its product WAP, follistatin/kazal, immunoglobulin, kunitz and netrin domain containing 2 (gene WFIKKN2). Gene Ontology annotation, biological process: negative regulation of transforming growth factor beta receptor signaling pathway. Gene Ontology annotation, cellular component: extracellular region. NCBI's taxonomy places the organism in Eukaryota, Metazoa, Chordata, Aves, Anseriformes, Anatidae. The coding region runs from base 17 to 1882 and encodes 621 amino acids. The transcript is spliced from 3 exons. Gene Ontology annotation, molecular function: serine-type endopeptidase inhibitor activity; receptor antagonist activity; transforming growth factor beta binding. The record is from RefSeq and is a predicted model, not a curated record.